This is a messenger RNA of Knipowitschia caucasica, 363 nucleotides long. Lineage: Eukaryota; Metazoa; Chordata; Actinopteri; Gobiiformes; Gobiidae. The record is from the annotation of a GenBank genome assembly.
AUGAGCCCCCUCCUCCCUCGGCUUUCGCUCUACUCUGUGACCCAUCUUGCACCUCCCAAAGCCCACAACAGACGCUCGGUGUGUGAAGGGGGUCAGGAGUUCAGAGCUGGCUGGGGCUCCAUCCCUCCCUCUCUACACAAGAGGCCUGCCCCAGAUGAGUUUGCGCCAUUAGUCACUCACACUGGAGAUCUCUGCACCAGUCCAUCACCUCGGCUCGCGUGUUGGCCCCAGGGACGGCCUAUGACGACUGAAGCAGGACCCGAGGAGAGGGGUACAGCGGCCGGGCAGAUGGGACGACUGGAGCGCAGACAAAUGUGGUCCCAGUAUUUCCAGUGUACAGUAAGAAAGAACAUGUCAGGGUGA